This is a messenger RNA of Capsicum annuum, 1908 nucleotides long. Its product is annotated as glucose-1-phosphate adenylyltransferase small subunit, chloroplastic/amyloplastic-like. The record is from RefSeq and is a predicted model, not a curated record. The transcript is spliced from 9 exons. Gene Ontology annotation, biological process: glycogen biosynthetic process. Lineage: Eukaryota; Viridiplantae; Streptophyta; Magnoliopsida; Solanales; Solanaceae. The coding region runs from base 109 to 1680 and encodes 523 amino acids. Gene Ontology annotation, molecular function: glucose-1-phosphate adenylyltransferase activity.
UAUUUCAAAAAGUAAGAGACCAUUUUUGUCAUUUUCUCCAAAAUGAUACCUUAAACUUCAUAACUAACUUCAAUUGAAUCAUUCUCAUAAUCCACUGCCUCAGAAAGAAUGGCCGUAUCUAUGGGAACACUGAAACCUUCUCCACAUUCAUUCAUCAUUGAGCCAAUCGACAAUGCUGAUCGUGCAAUAUCAUUUCAAAGUCUCUCUUUCGCAUCGUCCCAUUUAUCUGGAGACAAAUUGAUCUCACCUGCGUCAUUGCGUUCUAGACGAUGCAGUUCUGGUGUGAACAGCUAUCGUAGUAGGACUCCGGUGAUCGUGUCACCUAAGGCUGUUUCUGAUUCCACGAAUGCACAGACAUGUCUUGAUCCUGAUGCUAGCCGAAGUGUUUUGGGUAUUAUUCUUGGAGGUGGAGCUGGGACGCGCCUGUAUCCUCUAACCAAAAAGAGAGCAAAGCCAGCCGUUCCACUUGGAGCGAAUUAUCGUUUGAUUGAUAUCUCUGUGAGCAAUUGUAUAAACUGUACAAUAUCCAAGAUCUAUGUUCUCACGCAAUUCAACUCUGCAUCUCUAAAUCGCCAUCUUUCGCGGGCUUAUACAAGCAACAUGGGUGGUUACAAAAAUGAAGGUUUUGUGGAAGUACUCGCUGCUCAACAAAGUCCAGAGAACCCCAAUUGGUUCCAGGGCACUGCUGAUGCUGUCAGACAGUAUUUGUGGUUGUUUGAGGAGCAUAAUGUUCUGGAAUACCUAAUACUUGCUGGAGAUCAUCUGUACAGAAUGGAUUAUGAAAAGUUCAUUCAAGCCCAUAGAGAAUCGGAUGCUGAUAUAACCGUUGCUGCACUUCCGAUGGAUGAAAAGCGUGCCUCUGCAUUUGGUCUAAUGAAGAUUGAUGAAGAUGGACGCAUCAUUGAAUUUGCAGAGAAACCAAAAGGAGAGCAGUUGAAAGCAAUGCAGGUGGAUACUACUAUUUUAGGCCUUGAUGACGAAAAAGCUAGAGAGAAGCCAUAUAUUGCAAGUAUGGGUAUUUAUGUCGUAAGCAAAGAUGUGAUGUUAAACCUACUUCGGGAAAGGUUUCCUGCAGCAAAUGACUUUGGUAGUGAAGUUAUACCUGGUGCAACUUCCAUCGGAUUGCGAGUGAAAGCUUAUUUGUUUGAUGACUACUGGGAGGAUAUUGGUACCAUUGAAGCUUUCUACAAUGCCAAUUUGGGCAUUACAAAAAAGCCAGUGCCAGAUUUUAGCUUCUAUGAUCGUUCAGCUCCAAUCUAUACCCAACCUCGAUAUUUGCCUCCUUCAAAGAUGCUUGAUGCCGAUAUCACUGAUAGUGUCAUUGGUGAAGGUUGUGUUAUCAAGAGCUGUAAAAUUCACCAUUCCGUGAUUGGACUCAGAUCUUGCAUUUCAGAGGAAGCAAUUAUCGAAGACACACUUUUGAUGGGAGCAGAUUAUUAUGAGACGAAUGCUGACAGGAUACUUCUGUAUGCAAAGGGUAGUCUUCCAAUUGGCAUCGGCAAGAACUCUCACAUAAAGAGAGCUAUUAUCGACAAGAAUGCUCGUAUAGGGGACAAUGUGAAGAUCAUCAAUAGUGACAAUGUUCAAGAAGCAGCCAGGGAGUCGGACGGAUACUUCAUUCAUAGCGGGCUUGUUACUGUUAUAAAGGAUGCACUAAUUCCCAGUGGUACCAUUAUCUAACGUGGUGAACCUUGGAUUUCCUCCAAUUUUUUGGCCAAAUAGCCGUAAGUUUAAAGGUGCUAGUUUCCUGAAGUGAACAUGUUACCUUGAAUUUUUUUAUUUUUUUUUACAAUUAUUCAUCUCAAUAAAAGCUGAUGAUGGAAUAAACACCUCUUUUUUGAUAGCAAUUAUUUUACUUGUGUUCAUUUUUGAAUGUCAAUCGUGAGAAGAAAUUCAUUUUUUCCUCAA